AAUUUGUACUUUUGUGAAAGAAUAUUGAUAGUUACAACCAAAUUGGGAUAUUCUCGGUGUAUUUCGCUUUAAAUCAGACCAAGGGCUUGAAAUGACUGCAUUUUAUUUUGCUUAAAUGUGCUUAAUGUUGCAGUAUUGAAGGAUAAGGACUGAACUGGAAGGAAAAUCAGCGAUUGGCUUCAGCAGUAUUUGCUCGGAAUUUGUUGUCAGAUUGGUUCAGAACAAAAGGUGCAUGGCCAUGAUGCAGAUUUUCUUUAGUAUGCAAGGCAUUUGGACAGUGUGACGGCGACUUUCAUAUGUUCCGCAUCAUCCCAUUACAUGUUUAGCUGUUAGAUACCUCAUCACAGGAAAGCCGGUGGCUUAACACGGAGUGUCAACAUCACAGUUCAUCGUUUAGACGUAAACAGAUUUGUCAAGAUCUUCAAGCGGAUUAUAAUAUUUUGAUACGUGUACAACAUGUCAAAAGGUGGAGUUGAACUUGACGUUGACUCCAUAUUGGAACAACUCUUGGCAGUUCGGGACAAUCCUGGGAAACAGGUGCAGCUCCCCGAGACUCAAAUCCGCCAGUUAUGUCAAAUAUCUCGGUCCAUAUUCCUGGAACAACCUAUGCUUGUGGAACUUGAAGCCCCAGUGAACAUAUGCGGUGAUAUCCAUGGGCAGUUUAGUGACCUGAUCAGACAUUUUGACAAAUGUGGAUUUCCACCAGAGUCGAAUUAUCUUUUCCUGGGGGAUUAUGUUGAUAGGGGGAAACGAUCAUUAGAAACCAUAUGCUUGGUGCUGGCAUAUAAAAUAAAAUACCCAAAUAACUUCUUCUUACUAAGAGGAAACCAUGAGUGUGCCUCAAUCAAUAGGAUCUAUGGGUUCUAUGAUGAAUGCAAGAGGAGGUACAAUAUCAAACUCUGGAAAACAUUCACAGACUGUUUUAAUUGUUUACCAAUUGCUGCACUGGUGGAGGGCACAAUAUUUUGUAUGCACGGGGGGUUGUCACCAGAGCUAACAGAACUCGAAAUGUUAAAGGAAAUAGAGAGGCCGUUGGAUGUUCCUGACCAUGGCAUGGUGUGUGACUUACUGUGGUCAGAUCCUGAUGAGGAUAUAACAGGUUGGGGUGAAAAUGACAGAGGUGUGUCAUACACUUUUGGAGGUGACAUUGUCAAACAGUUUCUGAAGAAGUUUGAGUUGAGUCUGAUUGUCAGGGCACACCAGGUUGUGGAAGAUGGCUAUCAGUUUUUUCAAAGGCGAAAGCUGGUCACACUGUUUAGUGCACCAAACUAUUGUGGAGAGUUUGACAAUGCAGCAGCAGUGAUGAUUGUCUCAGAGGAUCUCACCUGUUCCUUCAAAAUCCUUCCUCCGGAGAAGGGUCAUGCCGUGGCAAUAGACCCUAAAAGCAGUAAAAAAUGAUAGCCUGAAGUGGUAUGCCAAACUAUAAUUAUCCUGGUGAACCAAGUUUAAACUGCCCUGGAUCAAAGUUAAGUUAAAAUAGGACUUCUCUUACAGGAGGAAUGAUGACAACAUUAUUAUAGUGUAAUAAUUAUAUACUGAUGUUCAAAAAUUAAAGGCACCAAAGAUGAAGAUUCAUGAAUUGAUAUCGAUGAAGUAUUUGAAAUGAACAACACUUAUACUGAAUCAUAAAAGGCCAACAAAUGGUAAUAGUUGAAUGGUUUGUAUAUGAUAGUGAUCUCAAUAAUACUGUACAUGUGGGUAAAUUAAACCAAGCUAUAAAAGAAAUGCAGAAAACCCUAAUGCCAAUGUUCUCAUAUUCUAAAAAGCAACCCAGUGAUGACAAAUGAUGAGAGCCUGGUCUUAUCCUGCUCCUGUAAACAAGUUGUAAUGACAAGUGCUGAGAGACUGUAUCAUGAUGGGAAAUACCAAUAACUAUCCAAACAUUCCAUCUGUUUGAUGUGAUAUUUGUAAGUCCUGCAUGUCAUUCCAUGUGUUGACUAAAUGUGAAGUGAAUGUGAUUAUUUACAGGCACAUCUAAACAUAUUUCUACUUAAAUACAUGUGAUCAGGUACCUGUGCUUUAAUGUUGACAGUUGCUUUAAGUACAUAAACACCAAUUUGCUUAGAAUUUACAUGUGGGUGUUAGAGUUUGAAUUGACAAUCUAUUUUGCCUGUGAUGAAUUUAAUGUCCUUGCUUCAUCUUGCAAAACAUGAUUUUUGUUUCAUUUUGCCUUUUUGUGCAUUGGGAGUAGGGAUAGAUGUUUCUCACAAUGAGGUUCUUUGUUCAUUUUUAGUUCAGCUUCUACUUAGAGGCUUCAUAUUUUGAUCUCAUUGUUUGGGUUCAUCAAAUGUAUGUCUCAUCAGUUAUUCUACUUCUAGACAUGUUCUUAAAACACUAUUUUGUCUUUAUAUUUAUAUUUAUUUAUAUUUUGGAGGUAAAACUCCAGCCUAAGAAAAAGUUUAAAUUUAUGUAUGUUCUGACUUGUUUUGCACGAGUUUAGUUGUUCCAUUUGUAGAACGGUUCUGUGAUAUCAUUUCCUGGAUCUGAUGUAUGUAUAUUGAAGGAAUGUCACUACAAGUAUUUUGCACAUCUCAAUUUCCAUUACCACCACCAAUAGUUCGUGCUUAACAACCUGUAAAACUUCAUAUAUUAGUACUGUAGUGUUGAAUUCCUUUUUGAGUGCGCGGAAUUAUUAGUUUGUUGAUUUGAUUUUAUCAUUUUUAUUGUGAAACAUAAGUGGGUUUUUUUUUUGAUUUUUGCUUUAUAUUAUUUUUUAUUUUAACUUUUGUGCAAAUUUUUAUUUUAUUAUUUUUAUGGCUGUCAUGGUGCAAUUUACUUUUCACAUCAUUUGUGACUGAAAGUGAAACGUAGAGUAAAUGUGUAGAGUAAAUUUGUGUCUUAGUUGUGUGAAAAGUUCAGUAUUUGUUGGUGCAGCUGACUAACAACAAAAUACAUGAAAGUCUUAUUUCCCCUUUCCUCAUAAUUUCCAUGUGGCAUUUUUAUGAACAUAUACAGUGCAUAUAGUGAGAAGAGUGAAGCACAGUACGAGUAUGUAUAUGUCAAGCGUAAAUGGUAGGCAGCUUUUAGCAAGCCAUCUUGUAUAAAUGGUUCACUCUGGAUACAGUUUAUUGCUUGUCAAUUGGUCUCUUUUUUCAAAUGGAAAUCAUAGUAUUUCUGUUUCUUGCUUAUUGGAAGAAUGUUUGUUCAUAAUACUAGCAAAAUAGUGUCACAUCUGUGGUACAGUGUAGCAAUAUUCACUAGUCCAAUUGUUUUAAUAUCAAGUUAUCAUAUUUAUUGGGUUUGGAUGGGAAAUCACUUGUUGACUGGUUAUUUCUUACAUUUGCAAAACCAAUCUGUUUACAAUGCUUUACCAAUCUUAAGCUUUACUGUUGAAAGUUUCUUCUUCAUUGUUCUAUUAGAAAUAAAAUUGUGUUUAGAAAUACAUGUUUGUGUGUUCUUAAACACCAAUGUGUUUUAAUAAAAA
This is a messenger RNA of Liolophura sinensis, 3424 nucleotides long. Its product is annotated as serine/threonine-protein phosphatase alpha-2 isoform-like. The transcript is spliced from 10 exons. The coding region runs from base 457 to 1398 and encodes 313 amino acids. The record is from RefSeq and is a predicted model, not a curated record. Gene Ontology annotation, molecular function: protein serine/threonine phosphatase activity. NCBI's taxonomy places the organism in Eukaryota, Metazoa, Mollusca, Polyplacophora, Chitonida, Chitonidae. Gene Ontology annotation, cellular component: nucleus; cytoplasm.